Molecule: messenger RNA, 977 nt
Organism: Capsaspora owczarzaki ATCC 30864
Lineage: Eukaryota; Filasterea; Ministeriida; Capsasporidae
Exons: 7
Coding region: 47-817 (256 amino acids)
Cellular component (GO): nucleus; cytoplasm
Source: RefSeq, a predicted model, not a curated record
ACUCAGUCCCAUAGUGUGUGUGUGUGUUUGCCAUUCAAAACCUGGCAUGGCUUCUGAGAGCAAUCGCAUUCAAUCCGCCCAAGACGAAGAUGUCGACGCAGAGAGCUUUUACGAGCCCGGUCUGUUCCUCGAUCUCAACUACGCCAUCUCAACCGUCCAGUUCGAGCAUGUCACCGUGCAAGUCAAGACGCUCCAAUCAGGAUCCACCGAUUUCGAUCUCACUGGCCAGAUUGUAUGGCCGGCAGCCUUGCUCUUGUCCAAUUAUCUGGUUGAGCACCCGUCCGAGUUUCAAAAUGCCGGCUCCAUCCUUGAGGUCGGCUCUGGAAUAGGCGUUUCAGGACUUGUAGCUGCCAAACUCCACCAAAAGCCAGCUAGUGUUGUGCUAUCAGACUACUCGCAAAUAGUUCUUGAUGUUUUGCGCGAGAAUGUGACGUUAAACUUUCCAGAAGAGUCCGCAGCACCUCGUUGCGCAGCGUUGGCCUGGGGAUCUGAUCUGAGCGACUUUAUCGAGAACCACGGCUUGUUUCAGUGCAUUAUUGGCGCGGACGUGGUGUACUGGCCCGACCUCGUUGCCCCUCUCCUCCAAACUGUCGAAAAGCUACUAUCUCAUGAACCAAACUCUUUCAGCAUCAUCAGUUACAUCUCGCGCAGCGCUCAAAUCGAUCGAUUGUUUGAAUCGACGGUUAUUGAUCUGGGUUUCAAUGUCGAGCGUAUCCAACUAGAUGGCAAGUGCCUUGCUUUGGCAGAAAACGAGCGAGCGGCAGGCAAGGAUGGCAUUUUGUUCCGCCUGACCCGAGUGCCAAAGACCAAGAUAUAAGAGACGCUUGCUGUCAUAGCUGCUUUGUUUCGUGAUGUGAGCCAACAAUGGGGUUUGCGCUUCCCCGUUGUGAAAUCGAUGACACUUGAAAACAAGAAUAAUCUCCAUCUUCAUUUUACAAAAUCAAGUUACACACACGUACAGCGCAUGAAUACACAAA